CAAGAUCCAAAAUGCGCCGAAAAAUUGUUGGAAGAACUGCCAACAGUGCCAGCUGCUGCAAGGCUUUCACUAGAAUCGAUUCGAAGCGAUGUGCGAAGUCUGAGUGAGAAAUUGAAGGCUGUCGGUGAAAAAAUCACUGGAAAAACCGACAGAUUUUUUGACGAAAUCAGUUGUCAUUUCGCGAAUUCUGAAGAACAUGUAGAAAAUAUGGAAGAGCGGCUGGAGCAGAUGGACAGCCUCAUAUCGUUCUUGGCAGCCUACUUUUGCGAGGAGAAAAAUCAGUUCAAAAUCGAAGAGUGCUUCAAAAUACUAUUCACGUUCACGUGCAGGCUUCGUUCCGCCUUGAAUAUUUCGAAAUUUGUGUUGCAGGAUAACGAGGCUCGUCUGAGACGGCAACAGCGCCGCGAAGAGUGUCUCAACGCAAAAAGUGCCCUGGCACACAGUUCAUCUGAGCUGGACCUGACUAAAAGGAGUGGUGCCAACAAUACAAAAACACUCUUUGAAUUACUAGAGAAGAGCGAGUAA
Messenger RNA from Gongylonema pulchrum, 525 nucleotides. Lineage: Eukaryota; Metazoa; Nematoda; Chromadorea; Rhabditida; Gongylonematidae. The record is from the annotation of a GenBank genome assembly.